AUGAACGCCGUCCUGCCCACACAAGCACUGGAUGCAGGAUCACUCCAUGUCCGUUCACUCUGGCUCACGCUAUGCGGCGACUUUUGUACUUGCGCAGCGGCGUUUGAUUCGGAGGACAAAGCUUCUCGACGAGGCCUAGUCGCGGUCGUGCCGAACGCGUACGCAGACGAGACAAUGUGUCCCCCUCCUUCGUCAUUAGAUACAGAGCCCUCGCCUUCGGAUGACGAGGUCGUCACCUGUGUUCGCCGGUAA
Peniophora sp. CBMAI 1063 is the source of this 252-nucleotide messenger RNA. The record is from the annotation of a GenBank genome assembly. Lineage: Eukaryota; Fungi; Basidiomycota; Agaricomycetes; Russulales; Peniophoraceae.